This is a messenger RNA of Protobothrops mucrosquamatus (brown spotted pit viper), 2362 nucleotides long. RefSeq names its product AVL9 cell migration associated (gene AVL9). The coding region runs from base 68 to 2038 and encodes 656 amino acids. The record is from RefSeq and is a predicted model, not a curated record. NCBI's taxonomy places the organism in Eukaryota, Metazoa, Chordata, Lepidosauria, Squamata, Viperidae. The transcript has 16 exons. Gene Ontology annotation, cellular component: cytoplasm.
CUGUCGGCAAGAGGAAGCGCUCCUGGCCCCGCAGUAAACGGCCUCCUGCCGCAGGGGCGGCCACGGUAUGGGCUCCCCGAUGGAGCGAAGGGCCAAAGGGAAUCUCGAUCUCUAUCCUCCAACUGGCGGCUGCCCUAGGGGUCCAGUGCUACACAUCGUGGUGGUCGGCUUCCAUCACAAGAAGGGCUGCCAGAUUGAGUUCUCCUAUCCUCCUCUAAUUCCUGGAGAAAGCCAUAAUAGUAAUAGUUUGCCGGAGGAAUGGAAAUACCUGCCUUUUCUUGCGUUGCCAGAUGGUGCUCACAACUAUCAAGAAGACACAGUGUUUUUCCAUUUGCCACCAAGAAGUGGUGAUCGAGGCACAAUAUAUGGGGUCUCUUGUUAUAGGCAAAUUGAAGCUAAGGCAUUGAAAGUACGACAAGCAGACAUUACUCGAGAAACAGUACAGAAAAGUGUAUGUGUUCUAAGUCAGCUGCCUCUAUAUGGGCUACUUCAAGCUAAGUUGCAGCUAAUUACACAUGCCUACUUUGAAGAGAAAGACUUCUCACAAAUUUCAAUUCUUAAGGAACUUUAUGAACACAUGAAUAGCUCACUGGGAGGGAGUUCACUGGAAGGGUCACAAGUUUAUCUUGGCCUGUCCCCACGAGAUCUUGUUCUUCAAUUUAGACACAAGGUUUUAAUUAUUUUUAAGUUGAUUCUUCUAGAAAAAAAGGUUCUGUUUUAUAUCUCUCCAGUUAAUCGGCUGGUGGGAGCAUUAAUGACUGUCUUAUCACUAUUUCCUGGUAUGAUAGAACAUGGUCUUACUGAUUGCUCACAGUACCGACCAAGAAAAAGCACAUCAGAGGAAGUUGGACAAGAAGUUUCUCCUCCUUCCAGUUACUGUGUUUCUUUGUCUGCUCUGACGCUUUCAAAUGCUAAUUUUGACACAGUUGGGGAAGGCAAAAAAUUAUCAAGAAACCAAGAAAGAGAUACUCAGAGAGCAAAUGUACCUUUAUUUCAAGUUGAGCAUCAACCCUGUGAAUUUCAUGUCUCCCAGGAUCAUGGACAGUACUUGAAACCUUCUUCACACACUUCUCCAGAAUCUUCUGAAAGUGACUGGGAAACCUUAGAUCCCAAUCUCCUAGAAGACCCUAACUUGAAAGAAGGAGAAUGUGAAAUUACUUCAGUAGCAGGAGAGACUGAAUUUCUUCUGCAGGAAUCAGUGAUUUCCAAAAGUGUUCCAAUUACUAUUCAGCCUCAGCCUAAUACAGGACACACAGUCCUUGCACCUGGACUUAUUUCUGGUUUGGAAGAAGAUCAGUAUGGUAUGCCAUUAGCUGUCUUCACCAAGGGAUACCUUUGCUUGCCAUACAUGGCGCUGCAACAGCACCACCUUCUUUCUGAUGUAACAAUCCGCGGUUUUGUUGCAGGAGCCACCAAUAUCCUCUUCCAUCAGCAGAAACAUCUGAGUGAUGCUAUUGUAGAGAUUGAGGAAACUCUUGUCCAAAUCCAUGACCCAGACUUGAGGAAGGUCUUAAAUCCUACAACAGCUGACCUGAGAUUUGCAGAUUUCUUAGUGAAGCAUGUAACUGAAAACAGGGACGACGUCUUCCUGGAUGGCACUGGCUGGGAAGGAGGGGAUGAGUGGAUUCGAGCCCAGUUUGGCUCAUAUCUCCAUGCCCUCCUUGCUGCAACAGUAGAGCCAGAUAGUGAGAAAAUAUUGUCUGACUUUGGAACAGCCUUUGUAGCAGCUUGGAAAAAUACCCAUAAUUAUAGAGUCUGGAACAGUAAUAAACACCCAGCCCUCACAGAAGUAAAUCCUAGUCAUCCAUUCCAAGGACAAUAUUCUGUUUCCGAUGUAAAAUUAAGAUUAUCACAUUCUGUUCAGAACAGUGAACGUGGUAAGAAGAUUGGAAAUGCCAUGGUUACCACUAGUCGAAAUGUUGUGCAGACAGGAAGAGCUGUUGGUCAAUCAGUUGGAGGAGCACUCACCAGUGCAAAAUCAGCAGUGUCUUCAUGGCUUUCCACUUUCACCCAGUCGUCUCAAAGCCUUGGGGAAUAAUUCUUCUGGGCUAAGUUCUUGCAUUUAUUUUAAGAAACCAAAAGUCUUUGCUAUAAAACCAUAGGCACUUGAAUUCAAGCUGCAUGAAGAUGAAUGGUCUUUGAGCUGCACCACAGGAUAUAAUUUGGCAACUGCUUUAAUGCUUCUUUGCUUUAUGUUUGAACCUUAUUGCAGGUUUAUUUUCCAAUGUAAGUUGUAUUUUGGAGGAUGGUGAUCUGUCAAGUUAGCUGUAUUUUAAGUUAAAUUGUUUUGCAUUGUUUUUAAGAGUUAAAUUAUAUUUCAGUAUGGAACAUAAUAGUGUAUAUGGAGGUAAUAUUUCAACAU